This is a messenger RNA of Nerophis lumbriciformis (worm pipefish), 2370 nucleotides long. The record is from RefSeq and is a predicted model, not a curated record. NCBI's taxonomy places the organism in Eukaryota, Metazoa, Chordata, Actinopteri, Syngnathiformes, Syngnathidae.
UGAACUAACAUGGACAAAGUGGUCGUCAGUGUCCUACUGCUGGGAAUCACACUUACAAUGGUCCACGCAUGUCCUAAAUACUGUGUGUGCCAGAACCUCUCUGAAUCGCUGGGGACACUUUGCCCAUCAAAAGGGCUCCUCUUCGUCCCUCCGGACAUUGAUCGGCAUACAGUCGAGCUACGACUGGGUGGUAAUUUUAUCCUGAAGAUAACCACCCAAGACUUUGCCAACAUGACCGGUCUGGUAGACCUCACCUUGUCCCGUAACACCAUCAGCACAAUCCAGCCUUUCUCUUUCAUCGACCUCGAGACCCUGCGAUCUCUCCACCUUGACACCAACAGAUUGACUGAUAUUGGGCCAGAUGAUCUACGAGGUUUGAUUAAUCUUCAGCACCUGAUCCUCAACAACAAUCAGCUAAGUCGUAUCUCCAAAACUGCCUUUGAUGACCUGUUGUUGACACUGGAGGAUCUGGAUUUAUCAUAUAACAACUUACGCAGUGUGCCUUGGGAAGCCAUCCGCAAGAUGGUCAACCUUCAUCAAAUGAGUCUGGAUCAUAAUCUUAUUUCAUUCAUUGCAGAGGGGACUUUUACAGAUCUGGAAAAGCUGGCUCGUUUAGACCUUACUUCCAACCGUCUGCAAAAGCUCCCACCGGACCCAAUAUUUGCACGUUCCCAAAGCAGCAUUGGCAUGAGUACUCCAUACAUACCUCCCCUAUCGCUAAGCUUUGGCGGAAACCCAUUGCAUUGCAACUGUGAGGUGCUUUGGCUUCGGAGGCUUGAACGAGAGGAUGAUAUGGAAACUUGUGCUUCUCCUACCAGUGUGAAGGGACGUUACUUUUGGUCUGUUCGCGAGGAAGAAUUUGUUUGUGAGCCUCCUCUUAUCACACAGCAUACAAACAAAUUGCUUGUGCUCGAAGGCCAAACUGCUAGUCUGCGUUGCAAGGCGGUUGGUGAUCCAAUGCCAACGGUGCACUGGAUUGCCCCUGAUGAACGCCUAAUCAGCAAUUCAUCUAGAGCAACUUUAUAUGAAAAUGGCACCCUUGAGAUUACAAUCACAACAUCCAAGGAUUAUGGAACUUUUACAUGCAUAGCUGCAAAUGCUGCCGGAGAAUCCACUGCCUCCAUCGAGCUGUCAAUCAUUCAGCUUCCACACCUGACGAAUGGUACAAACCGCACCACGCAGUCAAAGUCUGGUCUUUCAGACAUAACCAGCUCAACCAAGAUCAGUAAAGGAGAGCCUAAAAUUCUCCCAGAGAAAGCUGUGUCAGUCUCAGAAGUGUCCGCAGCUUCUGCCUUGAUUAAGUGGACAGUGGGCAAAACAACUCCAAAGGUCAAAAUGUAUCAGCUUCAGUACAACUGCUCUGAGGAUGAAGUUCUCAUUUACAGGAUGAUUCCCAUGACUAGCAGAGCCUUUGUAGUCACCAAUCUUGUUCCAGGGAUGCAGUACGAUCUGUGCGUGUUGGCCAUCUGGGAUGACAGUGCUACCACCCUCACAGCCACCAACAUAGUUGGUUGUGUGGAGUUCAUCACCACUGACGACUAUCCCCAAUGCCAGUCUCUUCACAGUGGUUUCUUGGGCGGCACUAUGAUCUUGGUCAUAGGUGGUAUUAUUGUUGCCACGCUUCUGGUGUUUAUCAUUAUCCUCAUGGUGCGCUAUAAGGUGACCAGUGGCAUCCAGACUAUAAAGUUACCUACUGUAAGCAAUACUUACUCACAGACCAACGGGGGUAUGAACAGGUUCAACGGUGCCCCACCGCAAGUCAAAUCGGCCGUUGUGGUUAUGCGUGAGGAAAUGGUAGAAUUUAAAUGUGGUUCUCUUCAGAGUAGUAUUUCCUCAUCUUCAACCUCCACCAACUCACUGGAUAGUCAACCAGGAAGAAGGGUUGGUGACUGCUAUAGCAUGCAAGGAGCUGAGUGCAGCACCCUUCCCAGCAGCAAGUUCAGGAGGCACAGGCACAAACCGCAACCAAACCUGGACCACCUUUUAGGAGCUUUCACCACAAUGGAGCUGCGAGGUCUAGCAAGGGACAGUCAAGGGGUAGCUGGCCCCUCCUCUGCAUCCAAUACUAUGAAUUCAGGAGCUGUGGUGCCCUUAUCCGACAAAGAACCUCUACUAGGAAGAGCAGAGUCCACUACCAUGCUGGGCCGCCUCCUAGGGCUACCCCAGGAUGGGAAACCCAAAAGGAGCCAUUCGUUUGACAUGGGCCAUGUCGGGGCAACACAGUGUCGUGGCAGCUAUCCCCGCAGGAUCAGUAAUAUUUGGACUAAACGCAGUUUGUCAGUUAAUGGCAUGCUACUACAGUAUGAUGACAAUGAGGACGAUAAGCCUAGUUUUGAGAGCUCCGAGUGGGUAAUGGAGAGCACAGUUUGA